Molecule: messenger RNA, 5158 nt
Organism: Closterium sp. NIES-67
Lineage: Eukaryota; Viridiplantae; Streptophyta; Zygnematophyceae; Desmidiales; Closteriaceae
Source: the annotation of a GenBank genome assembly
UGCUGAAAUAUUUUCCGCCAUGGCUGCCACCCUCAGCCUGAUAGGUUCUGCCACUUGGCAGCUGAUUGGCCUGGUUUCGUGAUUCCGUUUUUUCUGAGUUCUGAGAACCCCCAAUCAUCGGUUUCAUCUGGCAGCCAUGGCUGCCACGCGGUGCGUCGUGAACUCAUCUCCGUAUUCCGUCCUAUCGCAAAUCCAUGGCCUCCAGUAACGUCUCAUUAGGACAAUUCCCUGCUUGCAUUAGCGCCAUACACGCCAUCCGCAGAGGAUCGUCGUACUGCUGAUCUCAUCCCCGUCCGCUCCUGAUGCACGCGUGAAGCCAUAGAUUCGUAUCCGGUGAAAGCAGACUUUUGAGUCGCCUCAAUAGACCAGGCGAACCAUUCCGCCAGUUUCCGCUGCUUUUCUCGUUGAUAAUUAGCAGCAGUAGCACAGACCAGCAGCGAUCGCCAUGGCUGCGUCGGUGGCUCGUCCCGCCAGCGUCGCUCCGCUGAUUCGCUCAGCAGCGAGGGUUUUCAAGCCCAGGGCACAGCCACGGUCGUCGCAGCCCAGGGCUCUACAAACGGGUUCCAAGCCCAAGGCACAGACGCAUACGGGAGUUCCGGCGUCGCAAGCGUCGCAGGCGCCCCUCGCGUGCUCUCGCAGCAGUAGCACCGUGGCGGCGUGUCGAAUCGGCAAGUUUCAUCGAUUCGCGACUUCGCCGUCAGCUUCUCAGCAGCAGCACUAUUCGACGGGGGUCAGAUUCCUAGCGUCACUGCCCGCUCGGUCGCCGGGCAGGCCGCGCGGACAGUUCUCCUCCCUCUCGUUGAGAAUUUUGAAAAACGACUCCCUUUUAUCGGAGACGCCUGUAGCGGGGACGAGGGCUGGCGCGCGCAGGCGAGCUAGUAUCCGGUGUCACAGUAGCGAAGGCGCUGGUGGUGGGCAGUAUCGUGAAUCGGCGGGUGGUCGAGGGGAUAGUGUGACUAAUGCGGGGGAUAUAAAGGCGAAGGGGAGAGGGAGUGAGGGUGGGCAUGAGGAGCAUGGGAAUAGGCAUGGUUAUGAGCACGAUCAUGCGCGAGCCAUGGGUGUUGCACAUGCAGCGGAUCAUGAUGGUGAUCAUGCUGGUCAUAGGCAUGAUGACACGCAUGAUCACCGUCAUGAUGACCAUCAUGAUCACCAUCAUGACCAUCAUGGCAAUGAUCAUCAUGAUCAUGAUCAUAGUCACCGCAGCAGCUCUCAUGCGCACAGCCAUGCUCACAACCACCACAGUAACGGCCACCACCACGACGAUGACAACGACCAUGAUCACACGCACUCGCACGCACCCGAAACACAAGCGUCGCAGGCUCAGCACAGCCACAGCCACGGCCACGACCACGACCACGACCAUCAGUCCCAUGACCACACCCACGAUCACCAUAACCACCAUCCCCAUCCCCAUACCCACGACCACAGCCACAGCCACGACCACCACCCCCAUAACCAUCAUAACCACGAUUCGCAUGCCCAUCACAAUCACCAUCAUCAUAAUCACGACCACCAUCACCACCACCACGGGCCCCCCUCGCCGUCCUCCCUCAACGCGCCACAGCGCGCGCUGCUCUCGCUCUUCUCCGCCCUCCGCCUCGCCCCCCUGGCCGACCGAAUGCGGGAGAACGCGCCCCUUGCCUCCCUCUCCCUCGGCCUCUGCCUGGCCGCGUAUGCCGUGCCGCUCAUCGUGCAAUCCCAGCCGUUGGUGCAAAUGCUGCAGACGGGGCUCGUGGCCACCGCCCUCCCUCUCACUGCUAUCCCAGCCACUAUGGAUGCUCUGGUUGACAUAGCCGGGGGCUCGGUGAACAUCCAUGUGCUUAUGACGGUGGCAGCGCUGGCGUCGGUGGGCAUGGGGAAUGCUCUCGAGGGCACGCUGCUGCUCGCCAUGUUCUCCAUCUCGCAUAUAGCGGAGCACUAUUUCACCGAGAAAGCCCUGGGAGAUUUACGUUCGCUGCAGGACAGCAACCCUUCUACUGCUCUCCUCAUCGACCCGUCCUGCCUCUCUUCUGAGGGCGCUGCCUCUGCUGCUGCUGCUACGUCAAAGAACGAUGAUAUUGGCAGCAGCAGCAGCAGCAAUAGUAACGGCAAUGGCGGCAGCAGCAGCAGCAGUAAUGGCAGCAGCAGCAGCAGUAAUGGCAGCAGCAGCAGCAGUAAUGGCAGCAGCAACAGCAGCAAUGGUAGCGGCAACGGCAGCAUCAGCAGUGGUAGCGGCAGUAGCAGCAGCGGCAGGAGCGGGAGGAAAGAAGCUGGGGUGGCGUUUCCAGGGCUGGCUGCUCUCUCGUGGUCCGAAGUGCCUGUGGCAGACGUGCCUGUAGGCGCCAUGGUGCUGGUCAAAGCUGGCGAGGUCGUCCCCCUGGACGGCACGGUUCGCUUCGGCCGCUCCCUCGUGACCACCGAGCACCUCACCGGCGAGGCCCACCCGAUGGAGAAGCAUCCCGGGGACUCCCUCCCGGGGGGCUCGCGCACCGUCGACGGCUUCCUCGUCGUGGAAACUUCCCGGAAAUGGUCCGAGUCCACUGUGGCUCGGAUCAUGCAGUUGACAGAGCAAGCGAGGGCGCAGAGACCCCCCCUCCAGCGGUGGCUGGAUAAGUUUUCAGAGAGAUAUAGCCAAGCCGUGGUUGGCUUGUCGCUGGGGGUGGCUGUGCUUGGGCCAGUGCUGUUCGGCUGGCCGGUUUUAAGCUCCCCGGGGGUGCGUGGGUCGCUGUAUCGCGCGCUGGCGGUGAUGGUGGCGGCGUCGCCGUGCGCGCUGGCUGUUGCUCCCCUGGCUUACUUCUGUGCUCUCACCGCCUGUGCUGCCAAGGGUAUACUUUUGAAGGGCGGCCAUGCUUUAGAUGCGGUGGCGGCGUGCGACACAGUGGCAUUCGACAAGACAGGCACGCUCACCACGGGCCAGCUGAGCAUGCGCUUCAUUCAGCCGCUGCACUCCCACGCUGCCGACUCCGCCCCCUCCCUCCUCCUCGCCUCCUGCCCUCUCCCUUCCUCCCACUCCACCCCUUCCUUUCCCCCCUCCUCUCCCUCCUCUCCCUCCUCUCCCUCCUCUUCCUCCUCAUCCUCCCCUCGUUCUUCUGGGAGUGAGGGCACCUGGGACGAUUGCAGUACGCUUUCCAGCACCAGCAGCAAUUCACAAGGGGUGGAGUGCGGUGCGGACCAUAGGCAUGUGGUGGAGGAGACAGGGGUGGUGGUGGAGUGCACUAGCGUCAGCUGUGAGGCUGAGGCGUUGGCAGUCGCCGCUGCUCUUGAGCAAGCCGCCACCCACCCAAUUGCCAGAGCGUUGCAGGAAUAUGCAGACUCCAAGCAAACCACCCUACCAGGGGUGAACGUUAACAAUCUGCAGCUGGUGCCAGGGAGAGGGCUCACUGCCACCAUUUCCAGCAUGCCAGGAGAGAGCGACAAGUGGGGCCCACACGAGGCCCGCAUCGGCUCCCUGGAUUUCAUUGCUGAGGUGGCAGACGGCCAUUUGGCCAGCAGCCCAGCAGGGCACGCACCAUCCUCAGACCAGUCGUUCGCAUCCAGCCCACCAGUCCCACCACUCUCACCACCGCCCCCCGCUAUUCCCCCAAGCGACCUGAUCCGUGCGGCACUAGCAGUGGGCCAGAAGGUGACCCUCUUCCAUUUCGAGGACAAGCUACGCACGGGUGCCAGAGAGGUGGUGCAGGCGCUGCAGCAGCAGGGGGGGCUCAGCACGCGAAUGCUGACUGGUGAUCAUGAGGCGUCGGCACACCGAGUGGCUGCGGCGGUGGGGAUCGAGAGAGGGGAGGUGGAGGCGGAGUUGAGGCCGGAGGAUAAGCUGAGUGUGGUGGAGGAGAUGACCGGGAGGGCGAGGAGGGGUGGGAGGGGCGGUGUGCUGAUGGUGGGUGAUGGGAUCAAUGACGCGCCUGCUCUCGCUGCUGCCACGGUGGGAGUGGUGCUGGCAGAGCGAGCAAGCGCAACAGCGGUGGCAGCAGCGGACGUGCUUCUAUUAAAGGAUAACAUCUCAGAGCUGCCAUUCCUAGUGGCCAAGGCUCGCCAGACCACCUCCAUUGUGAAGCAGAGUGUGGCGCUGGCACUCACAUGCAUAGUGCUCGCAAUCCUGCCGGCCCUUCUGGGGCAAAUACCCCUCUGGCUCACGGUGUUGCUCCAUGAGGGCGGUACACUUCUCGUUUGCCUCAACUCUAUCAGAGCCCUCAACCCCACGUCCCUUCGGCCUCCCAGCCGCACAUCCCGCUUGCUCCAACGACUUAAGCUGCUACUGCAGAGGGGGGUGGGGAAACAGAGUGUCAGCACCGGCAAUAGUGCAGCUGCGAAGGGGCAGGUUUCAGCAGCAAGCACGCCUUGAGACAGCUUGUAGAAGUCGCCUUUUAAACACAAGAUUUAUUGCUGCUGGGGAAGCCGGGUGGUAGUAACAGUAACAGAGAAGCUGCCAAGGGGCGGUUUCAGCAGCAGACACGCCUGCUGUGAGGGACCUCUGAACUGAACCUGUUGCUGCUGCAGAGGGUGGUGGUGGGGAAACCCUGAUGUUGCAGGAGCUGCAGUGGGUGGUGGUGGAAAAGCUGCGUGGAAAUGCCUACUUUUGAGGCGCCUCAAAACGAGCUGCAGUGGGUGGUGAUGGAAAAGCUGCGUGGAAAUGCCAGUAACAUAGAAGCUGCGAAGGGGCUGUUUGGGGAAGGCAGCAGGCACGCCUUGAGCCUGCGGUGAGGGGUUUCCAACCAGAAUCUGAUGGCUGCUGCAUAGGGUGCUGCUGGGGAAACUCGGUGGCUUUUGAGGAAAGCUGCUGAGGCGGCUGUUUCUCAGGUCAGGCCCAAUGCUCCUGCUCGUUAUGCCUGCUCUGUUGGGACAAAUAUUUUAGGAAAGACAGGGUGAUUUUACGAAAGACAGGGUGAUUUUACGGAAGGUGCUGAAGGAUAUGUUCUGCACUAGGUACAAUCUCAGCCUUCCUGAGGAUGCUAUGCUGUGUGGAUCAGUGCCAUGAUUCAGAGCAGAUGUUGGGGAAGCUAGCUUCAUGUGUGGUCACACUUGGGAGGCUAGCGUCAUCUCAUACUGAGCAUGUUCAAUGCACAAACUGCCGCGACGAGAGGCCCGCAAGAAUGUACCCUUAGGGCGUAUUCCUAGAGUCCAGGAUCGGGAUCAGGAUCAGGAUCAGGAUGUUAGAAUGCGAGAAUAAUGAUAGAAACAAGAG